Molecule: messenger RNA, 1607 nt
Organism: Pecten maximus
Lineage: Eukaryota; Metazoa; Mollusca; Bivalvia; Pectinida; Pectinidae
Product: protein inturned-like
Exons: 10
Coding region: 178-1170 (330 amino acids)
Biological process (GO): nervous system development; establishment of planar polarity; vesicle-mediated transport
Cellular component (GO): cytoplasm; cilium
Source: RefSeq, a predicted model, not a curated record
UGCUCUGUUUUCCAGUCGGACAGUUUCUAUGGAUGUAGAAGAUCCUAUACUAUCCUAGGGUCCUGUUUGUUUUACAGGGCCCAGUUGUUGUGCAAUCACUUACCAAAGAAUGACCUCUGUGACCUUCACCUCUACCUACGCUACCAUAACUUAUUGACAUUAAGUGGCCGUGGUGGAAUGGAUCAACUCGUUGUCUGGCGGGAAGUUCACCCGACGCGUCAGUGGUACGACCUAGGUGAAGAGCAGAUGUUUGGUUACUCGGAACCAGUCACGGCUCGCUGGUUUUGGCUCAUCGUAGGUUACAAACAUAGCCUGCUUUGUGUGUUGUUGGAGGCUGGAGGAUGUACAACAAAAUUACCUGCCCUUUGUAUGCCUGAUCCAUUUUACAUCGACCAGUGUAGGGCCACACUGAUGCAGAUUGUUGCUCUCGGCUUACCUGCCCACUGUGAUACGAGUUACAGCAGUCCAGUUCAGACGCUGAUGUGUCCAAGGGGGAAUAACUCUCUGCCACCUACCUCUCCCUCCAAGAACACCACAGGUGACUUUCCCAGCUCCCUUAGGAGACAGACACACACGCUCACGAGGAAAGAUUCCUUCCACUCCGAUGGCUCAUCAGCCAGUAACUCCAGUGGCGGAAGCAUUGUCAAGAAAGGAACACCUACCAAGAUGCGCCUUUUCCAUGUCGACUACAGUCAUAGCAACGAAUUGGCACAGGAUGAUCUAAAGAACAAGAAAAUAAAAUUGACUGUUGGUGCCGAGAACUGCCUUCUCCACUUUCUACACAUCGACAAGAUUGAUGGGGUUUUUGUAAACCCCACAUUAGGGACACACGAGCUUGAGAAGGACAUCACACACAAUUUUCACCUCUGCUGUACCCAGAUCAAACACAUGUUUGAUAGGUACAGAUAUCGAAAGAAAAACACGAAGAGAGAUGAGUGUGAGAAUGACUAUCGUAUGCCGUCCCAUCCCGAUCCUAGCUUCUAUCACCUCCGUGAGGAAGGGGUCUUGUUUCAUGUGCCUCAGUCUGAUGCAGAUCAAAAAGUUCAAGAAUCAUACUGGGUGGUUGGUCGUCAAAGAUCCAAGACAGAGCUUUAUGUGUGCUUCAAGGAUGGCACCCCUCAAAACUUGGUGGAGUUGGCCUUCCGAAUGGGAUUCGGCCUCAAAGUCUAAAACAGAUGAUGAAGAUGACGAUAUACCAGCAGCAUUAUGAACUAGUCAGACUUUUCUGUUAACCUUGACAAAGAUAUAUAUAUGUACCAUGUCAAAGAAAAAUAUUGCACUUAAGUUUUUGUAUCCCUCAAUCACAGGCAUUGGUAGCAAAUUACGGACCUUAAUCAACAUAAUAAGAAAACAUUGACGUCUAUUUUGUGCAGGUUGGUAAUUUGCUAUCGUUCCCUGUGCUCUCAACUAUUAAUAUGUGGAAAUCUGAUAGUUACAUAGAGAAUAUCACAUUUAGGUUUAUAAUGUAAUAUGAAAUUUAUGCAACAAGUACAUUGAUUUAAUAUAGGCCGAGCCUCUAGCUUACUGGUUAAAUAGAGGUUACACAACGAGUGGUUGUUGGAUAUGGAAUUUAUUUCACACGAGUAAGUUAUUUUUUAAAAGUUACA